AUGGUGACCUUGGUGUCUUUCAAGUUGAAGAGGGAUGCAGGUCAGUGGUGGAAGUAUACGCAUAGGUGCAUUGGGGUGACUUGGGAGCCUUUUGUCAGCGCCUUCCAGGAGAAGUUUUUGCCUUCCACGGUUAGGGAGAAGUUAAGAGACCAGUUUACAAAGUUGGUGCAAUUGAACACACCUGUGGUAGAGUUCGAAGCCACCCUUACUAGCUUGUCUAGGUUUACACCCGAGCUUGUGGCGACUAAGGAACGUCGUUGCUUGGAGUUUGAGAAGAGGUUGAGGACCGGGCAAAUGUUUAAGGUGGCCAGUUCGAUGAUUAGAGAUUACAGACGCCUUAUGGAGGCAGCGGCUCAUCUUAAGACCGUAAUGCAGAUAGAGGAGGAGAGGAUGAGGGGCUCCAGGAAAAGUCAGGAUGCCCAAGGAGACAGUAAGAGACGGAGAGGUUCUAAUCCGCAGCAAUCCCAUGGAGCACAGUCGAGGAAGGCCAAUGUCGUGGCCGAUACAUUGAGUAGGAAAUCUAUUAGCAGCGUAGCUUCUAUUUCCAUCCAAGAAUGGGAGAUGUUGGGUGCUCUUGGGGAGUUUGACUUGCACCUUGGCGAGUCUGUUGCGUCUCCAGCCUUGUUUUCAGUGGUUGCACAACCUAUACUUAUAAACCAAGUGUUAGAAGCGCAGAAGGGUGACCUUGAGCUGGUAUUGAUAGGCGGGUGUGACCCGGUGACUUGGCAGGUAUCGGAUUCAGUGUUUAUUUACAACUUUGUUUCUGGCAUCUGGCGGCAUGGGACAGAUAUGCCAGGUGGCGGAAGAUUAUUCUUUGGAUCUGCCUCAGAUUUUGAUCGGAUGGUGUAUGUUGCGGGUGGUCAUGAUAAAAAGAAAAAUGCACUGAAAUCUGCCUUGUCAUAUGACGUGGCUAAAGAUGAAUGGAUCAAGCUUCUUGACAUGAAAAAAGAGCGAGGCGAGUGUAAGGGUGUGUUCUUCGAUGGCAAGUUCCACGUCAUCAGUGGAUACCCUACAGAAAUGCAAGGUCGUUUUGAAAGUGAUAUUAAAGUAUUUGAUAUUACUUGGCAAUGGGACUGGAUCGAAAAUGACUUCUUAGAAGAUGCCAUUUGUCCACGGACAUGUGUCCACAGUGGCGAUUCAGGAUUAUACAUGUGUCAUGAAGGUAAUGUGAUGACUCGUAUGGAUACUACUUGGCGAGUCUUAGCUAGACUAUCAGCUGAGGUGUGCAAUGUGGCUUACAUGACAGUAUGGCAAACCAAGUUGUUAGUGUUUGGUUCUUCUGAAUUAGGUGAACCCUACAAAGUUUAUGAGAUGGAUUUAAAGAAUUAUACGUGGACAAAAAUUAGAGCACCACAUGAAUACUCAACCCAUGUCCAGUUUGGUUGUUGUUUGGAGAUUUAAAUUAACUUCUCAGAAGGAAACCUUAAAUCAUACAAUUUUUUUAAUCAAGUUUUUUUAAUGAUAUAAUUGA
Molecule: messenger RNA, 1471 nt
Organism: Camellia sinensis
Lineage: Eukaryota; Viridiplantae; Streptophyta; Magnoliopsida; Ericales; Theaceae
Source: RefSeq, a predicted model, not a curated record